GUGUGCAGCUGGGAGAGGGCCCCGCAGGACCGCGACGGCACGCCGCCACGUCGCCACGUCGCCAAGGAUUCCUGCUCCUUGGGAACCGGCUCAGAAGCUGAGCUCUCAGCGCAGAAGUGUCGGUGCCCGUGGUCGUCACUUGCCAGCAUAAAUGCCCAAUUUGGGAUGGUGGUGCUCAUGGACCCCGGCGAGGACCCUGAGGACACACUGCACACACACCGGUCCCGGGAGAAGACCUUCAUCUUCGACAUUGUGUUCGACCAGCACACCUCCCAGCAAGAUGUGUACCUUGCCACCCCCCAGCACUUAGUGGAAGGCGUCAUUUCUGGAUACAACGUGACGGUGUUUGCCCACGGCCCCUCAGGUGCCAGCAAGACCCACACGAUGCUGCGCAUGGACGCAGGGCCCGGCAUCUACCUGCAGAUGCUCACUGACCUCUUCCAGGCCAUCGAGGAGACCCGUGAGAGCACGGACUGCAGCGUGUCCACGUCUUACCUCGAGAUUUAUAACGAAGUGAUCUGGGACCUCCUGAACCCGUCCUCAGGGUUUCUGGACCUGCGGGAAGAUUCUAGGGGCAGCAUCCAGAUCGCAGGCAUCACGGAGGUCUCCACCUCAAACACCCAGGAGACCACGCAGCUCCUCACCAAAGGCAACUGGCAGCACACACAGGAGUCCACCGCCACCAGCAAGAUGUCGUCCUGCUCCCACGCCGUGCUGCAGGUCACCGUGCACCAGCGCAGCCACGGCACAGACAUGGCAGAGGAAGUGCACAUUGGGAGGCUCUCCAUGGUGGACCUGGCGGGCUCGGAGCUGGCGCCUCAGACCCAGAACGGAGGCAAGAGGAUGAAGGAGGGCGCCCCCAUCAACCACUCCCUGCUGGCGCUGGGCAACUGCAUCAACGCACUCAGCGAGAAGGGCGGCAGUCAGGCGCAAUAUGUGAACUUCUGGGACAGCAAACUCACGCGCCUGGCGCCUUCCACUGAGCAGGAUGCCCUGGGAGGGAACAGCCGGAUGGUGAUGAUUGCCCACAUCAGCCCAGCCAGCACGCACUUCGAGGAGUUGCGGACCACCCUGCUGUACGCGUACCGAGCCAGGAACAUCAAGAGGAGGGUCAAGCGCAACCUGCUGAACGUAUCCUACCGCAUCGCGCAGUACGCGGACGUCAUCUCCGACCUGGGCAGUCAGAUCAAGCACCCCAAGGCCGAGGUGGAGAAGCAGGAGAAGGAGAAGAGAAGCAUCCCGGCGGCCGGGAUGCUCAAGGUGGCACUGCUCCCGGUGCAGCUGGCUCUCUUCCUGCCCCCUGCCGCCAUCCCUCCGCCCGACACAGAGGAGGACAGCCACCUGCAGAUGAAGGAGAUCUGGGCGCAGCUCAUCGGGGGCUUCAAGUACUGGGAGCGGGAGAAGACCCGCCACCUCGCGCACAGGGACAGGCCCCCUGAGAGGGACAAGGAGCCGGCGGAGGCCGACGGGGAUGGGGACUCGGGCGGGUCCGCGGAGCCGCACGAAGUGGCCCUGGCCAGAGGGGAGGUCCACGUGCUUCUGGUCGAGCAGCGGAAAACCGAGGCCCUCAAGGCUGGGCUGGAGCAGCGUCUGGCCAACGCCAAGAAGAAGGCCUCGCCGAUGGAGCAGCUGCUGCCCACGCAGGUCAUCAGCAGACAGCGGGAGGCGCUGCGACUGCUGUGCAGGGCCCGCGAGCUGGAGGUGGAGGACACGGCGCUGCAGGCCAACAGCCUGUGCAGGAAGAACCUGCUGUGCCAGAAGGACUUCGUGAUCCAGCGCUGCCAGCAGCACCGGCGGCUCUGCGAGCAGAUCAUCCAGGACCAGCGGCAGCUGAUUCAGGACGGCGGCCUCGCGUGGUGCCGGAAGCCCUGGAGCAGCGGUACGGCCUACACUCCCGGGAGCUGGGUGCAGACACGCUGA
Molecule: messenger RNA, 1920 nt
Organism: Eubalaena glacialis (North Atlantic right whale)
Lineage: Eukaryota; Metazoa; Chordata; Mammalia; Artiodactyla; Balaenidae
Product: kinesin-like protein KIF19
Biological process (GO): microtubule-based movement
Molecular function (GO): microtubule binding; ATP binding; microtubule motor activity
Source: RefSeq, a predicted model, not a curated record